CCACUACCACCGCCCGAACACAUGAGGUGCAGGAAUCGGACACGCGCACGGGGUAGAACACAAUCCUCGAGCAAUCCACGCAGCACGCUAUCCCAACGUCCAACCUCUCGGCGGCACCCUCCGCCAGGAUCUGAAUCAUCUGAUGGUGUCGCAACAGCUCACCUCCGCUCAGGCAUCGCCUCGUUGGGCGGUCGAACAAUACCCGGCGAAUGGCUCAUGCCUGGCUGGACCUGGGCCUCUUUCGGUCUCCUGGAUCCCGGCGACAUCAAUCUCGACUCGCUGUCGAUGCUAAUGCGACGGCCGCGGCAACGACGACGGCGACCGGCAAGGAGACGGAGUUCGCGGGAACUGGCAGCGUAGGAGAUGGAUCGAUUUGAAGAGCCGUUGCCAAGUAUGUGGACGGCGCUGCCCUGAGCGCGGCACUUCGACGCGAGUCGCCCAUUUGUGCGGUGGAGCCUUCUGGCGGCUGUGUAUGGCUCGAUAAGAACGUUGCCUAUUUUAAUCUGAGGGACAAAGUAGCAAAUCUGUAUUUGUAUCUCAAUUUGUCUCCGAGUAGCUCAUUCUGCAUGUUUUAUGUACUUUAAGUUAUACCCGGCAAUACCAUACUAUCUAGUGAUGUUCAACACGGC
Molecule: messenger RNA, 629 nt
Organism: Mycena citricolor
Lineage: Eukaryota; Fungi; Basidiomycota; Agaricomycetes; Agaricales; Mycenaceae
Source: the annotation of a GenBank genome assembly